AUGGAUAUGGGGCAGGUGGCAGACACGAAUGGGUUGAGGACAGUGGCCGCCGACAAGCUGGACGAAUGGAUCAUGAAGUUCCUGCAGCCCAGCACAGCUUUCUGCAGGCAGGUGAAGCAGACGGUGAAGCAGAUCUGUGACUUCCUAAAGGAGGACUGCUUCGAGACCAACAUCCAUGUCCACAAGACCGUCAAGGGUGGCUCCGCGGGCAAGGGCACAGCCCUGAAGAACAACUCCGAUGCCGACAUAGUGCUCUUCCUCUGCUACCUCUCCAGCUACCAGAAGCAGAAGCAGGAGACAGGGUAUAUUCUGGAUUUGAUUGAGAAGAGGCUGCACGCCUGCAAGGAGAGCCUGACGUUCACCGUGGACAUCAGCAAGCCCCGGUACAAGGGUCCCAACAAUGCACCGCGCUCCCUCAGCCUCACCCUCUGCUCCAAGGAGACUUCAGAGUCCAUCGAGGUGGACAUCCUGCCUGCCUACGAUGCCUUGGGGCAGGUGAGCCGGGAUGCCCGGCCAGACAGGGGGGUAUAUGUGGAGCUUCUGAGUGCCAGCAGUGGCCCUGGGGAGUUCUCCCCCUGCUUCACCGAGCUGCAGAAGAAGUUUGUGAAGCGUUGCCCUCCCAAGCUGAAGAACCUCCUGCGCCUGGUCAAGUACUGGUACAAGGAGCUGCUGAAGCCACAGUACGACACUGCGGAUCUGCCCCCCAAGUAUGCCCUGGAGCUGCUGACCAUCUACGCCUGGGAGCAGGGCACAGGCUCCCUCGAGUCCUUCAACACGGCCAAGGGCUUCCGUACAGUGCUGGAGCUGCUGUGCCGGCACCGGGAGAUCUGCAUCUACUGGGAGACGUACUACUCGCUGCAGGACAGCCAGAUUGGUGCCUACAUCAAGGAGCUGCUGUUGCGCAGUCAAUGCCCCAUCAUCCUGGACCCUGCUGAUCCCACGGGGAUCCUGGGCCAAGGCAAGAAUUGGGACCUGGUGGCACAGGCAGCUGCCUGCUAUCGUGCGCUCCCCUGCAUGAACGCUGUCGAGCCCUGGGAUGUGCAGCCAUCCCGGCCCGUGACGAUUGAGGUGAGGCAGCUGGUGGGCACCAGCCUGAGCAUGACUGUCAGCCCAGGCACCACCAUCAGACAGCUGAAGGAGAAGAUUGAGCAGGCGUGGGGCAUUUCCCUGUACAGGCAGCGCCUGGCGCAGCAGGGGUCAGGCAAGAAACCCCUUGUCCUGCAGGAUCGCGAGACCCUGGCCACCCAUGGCAUAUUCUACAGCACCACACUGAUGCUGCUGCAGACUGAGCUCCAGGAGAUGGAGGUCAUCGUGAAGGAUGACAAGAACCGGCCCACUACCUACACAGUGCGGCCCACUGACACCGUCCAGCAGCUGAAGGAGCAGAUCCACAGGCAGCAGGGCCCCCGUGCUGAACAGCAGCGCCUGAUUUAUGGCUCCCAACAGCUGGAGGACCGGCACACGCUGGCACACUACAACAUCCAGCCCUUGAGCACAAUCUACAUGGUCCUGCAGCUCCGGGGGGGCACAGGCCCUCAGCACCUCCAGUGCCCUGCCUGCUUGCCCUCCUGA
Messenger RNA from Mesitornis unicolor (brown roatelo), 1572 nucleotides. It is a transcript of the gene OASL, whose product is annotated as 2'-5'-oligoadenylate synthetase-like. Gene Ontology annotation, biological process: defense response to virus; negative regulation of viral genome replication; regulation of ribonuclease activity. Gene Ontology annotation, molecular function: double-stranded RNA binding; protein binding; 2'-5'-oligoadenylate synthetase activity. Gene Ontology annotation, cellular component: membrane; nucleoplasm; cytosol. The record is from RefSeq and is a predicted model, not a curated record. The coding region runs from base 1 to 1572 and encodes 523 amino acids. Lineage: Eukaryota; Metazoa; Chordata; Aves; Mesitornithiformes; Mesitornithidae. The transcript is spliced from 6 exons.